Scomber scombrus (Atlantic mackerel) is the source of this 2691-nucleotide messenger RNA. RefSeq lists its product as uncharacterized. Gene Ontology annotation, biological process: ciliary neurotrophic factor-mediated signaling pathway; negative regulation of neuron apoptotic process. The transcript has 4 exons. NCBI's taxonomy places the organism in Eukaryota, Metazoa, Chordata, Actinopteri, Scombriformes, Scombridae. The record is from RefSeq and is a predicted model, not a curated record. Gene Ontology annotation, molecular function: ciliary neurotrophic factor receptor binding. The coding region runs from base 342 to 947 and encodes 201 amino acids.
CUCCGCCCCGGCAUGUCCCGUUUAAAUUCCUCCUGCCUGGCAUCAGGUUCCUGGGGGAAAGGGCGGAGAGUUGGCCAGAAAGUCUGUAACAUAAGUAACAGUAACAAGACAAGCUCGGACUCACUGGGAAACUGGUUUUACGGAAACCUUAUAGAAGGCUGGGUCUAAUUAACAAGCCGCUGGCUAAAUUUCAACAGAGGGGAGCGGAAGGGCAGGCUGAAGUCAAGCAUGAAGGGGGAUCCGGUGCUGUCGGGAUGAGGCAAGAGCACACGAGUGUAUAAUAGCGGACUUCCAAGUGCGCAUUAAAGUGUCUUCUUCCCAGCAUAGACAGCUGAGGGCCAAUGGCUGACAGGCGGACCAGAGGUAUGACCGGCUCGGACCAGAGCAGGACCACGGCGGCCCGGGCUACUGCUAUAGCCGAGCAGCUGCACCAUGAGUGCUCCAUCUUACUGGAACUUUAUAGAAAGAAGGAGACCUUUUCUCCAGAUGUUACAGUGGCUGAUGGCCGUCUGGUGUCCGUCCCUCCUCCUUCCUCCCAGCUGGACACAAGGGAUAAGCUCUGGCGGCUCCAUUCAGCUCUGCUACAGUGCCGCAGCUUGCUGGAGAGAGCAAUUGCCAAAGAGGAAGAGGAGCUGGGCGGUCAUAAGAAGGGUGAGUAUGAGACCCAGAGGAAGAUGGUAAAGGAAAGGCUCUCACUUCUUUUAUUCAACACUGAAGAACUUCUCAAAGCUGUAGACGGCCAGGCGGUCCUGACACCCAGCUUGGACGGAUUGGAGAUAGACACUUCGACCGUGUUUGAGCUGAAGCUUUGGGUAUACCGGAUCUUCACAGAGGUGGACUACUGGACCAAGAUGACCAUCACCACAUUGCAAGCCCUACCAUCAGUGAUAGCCAAGGACCGAGCAAGGACCACACGAGUCAGGAGCACAAGAAGUGCCCGGAGAUGAUCUGGCAACGUGAAACUUAUGUGUGAUAUCACCGGGUGCCCUCCCUUUUGACCGCUGGUGUAGCGAGAGCUAGCUGUAGACAAAUGGCUCAAAGCACAAAGAGAGGAUUAGAUUACCAUCGCAUCUGUCUAUAAGCAGAAAUCAUAGGAAACUGGCACACUCAUUAGAGUUGUGGGAUUUUCACAUGAUAAAGACUGUGUGAUAAACAGCCUUAUCAUUAAUAAUGAAUAAUGUUUGAUUAACUUCUUUUAUCCCCAAUGGUCGUUGGAGUGUAUACAUUUAUUUAUGAAUGUGUCAGUGUUGUUGCCGUUUAUUUUUUAAGUUUAGGUCAAGCAGCAGUAAUCCCUGUCCUGCAAAUGUGGUUUUAUCUGUGCAAUGACUGUCUUGCUAGAUGCACUUUUGGCCUUGAUAAAAUGUUAACACAAGAGAGAUUAGACACCAAAGCUUGAUUCAAUCUUUGGGCCGACAAAUUUGUUUUGUAUUCCCCUAUGUAUUCCAUAGUCCAAAAGUCUCCUUGGUGUCUAAAAUUAAAUUUAUAUUUUAAAUGAACACAGUUUCUUCUGAAUUGUUCAUGUGAAGCCCCUUUAAAAUCUGUAACAUUGCUGGGUUCAAGUGUCCAUUAAAGUGGGGGGUUUUUGCUUUUAAACAUACCGUUGUUUCAGGUUGAGUCUGUUCACACAUAAGAGGAUGGUUAUGGACAGAGAAAUCUUGGAUUCAUAUUUGGCUUCUAGGAUGCAAUACUAGUCAAUAUAGUAGCACUGCAACUCGUUUAUUAUUAUUUUAUUCUGCAAACUAUUGGUCUAUAAUAGGGAUACACCGACCUGACUUUUUCAGUCCAAUACUGAUACUGAUACCUGGGUCCAUAUUGAAUAUUGAUCUGACAUCCGUGUUUAAAUAAUGAGCUAUAUGCGUCACUUGUGGAAGAGACUGAGAUUAUUAUUUUAUGUGUAAGGCAACAUCAGGCUUGACUUAAACAUUGCUUUUCUAACUUUGUAAAAAAAAAAAAAAAAAAAAGAAGUAAGAAAUAAACACAUAUUUGUUACAUUUUCUUUGAAUUGUUAUGUUAUGCAUAUUAAAAUAGUGUUAUCUGAUACAAGUUCAACCCAUUGUCACAAUACCUGAUCCAGCUAUUUGAUUCAGUAUUGGAUCGAUAUCUGAUAUCAGUAUCGGUGCAUCUCUAGUCUAUAAACUGGUGAUACAUACCAAUACUAAUUUCCAAGAGCCCAAGUUUACUUAUUUAAAUUUGUUUACAUUUAAUUUAAAUGUGCUUGUUUUGUCGACAAACCAAACCAAACCAAAGAGUUUCAGUUCAUCAUCACAGGGGAUUUAGAGGCUGGAAGCUCUAAAUAAAUAUGAUGCCGACAUGUAAAACUGGCGACUAUUUACACGUUACACAUUAUUUUAUGUCUAAAGGGAGCUUAAAAUAGCUUUAAAACAUAAUACAGGGCCAACAUGGCAAACAUGACAAAACCGUCCUACUCUCACUGAACAGACACAGUCUGAAAAUUAUAAGGUGUUUUUAUUUUUUUUGUUUUUUAUUCAAAAGGACUAUUUUACAAAAAUAGCGAAGUUACACAAAAUAUUAAACAUCUGAGAUCACAGCAAGAGCAUCGGUUACUGCAUUGUGAAUAUGACAUCAAAGUCUGAUGUGAAAGUCUAUGUCUGAAACUUUGGUUUGGUGUAAAAACGUAUUUAUUAUUGACUGGAUUUCUGAGGAUGUAUGAGUGGGUUGAAAUAAAUUGAU